AUGUCAUCUCAUGAAAUCGUCAUUCUAUGGUUGGACCCUAACAUUGGUGUUCCUGACAGUUAUGUUCAUCUGAAAGAAGCUUUUUCUACUACUAUUGAUCCAACAUAUCCAUAUCCAAUAAGUCUAUAUGAUCGAAAUUCUAUUACAUUUAAUUUAAAUAAGACUAAUUCAAAAUCUCAAUAUCAAUUUCAAGGUCCAUGUGAAUUACAAUUCUUUACUGAUGAAGAACAAUGUUUAGAAUCUAUAGAUAAAUGUUUCAAUACAAAUAAACAAAUAUUUUUAAUUCUACCUGAUUAUGUUCGAAAAGAUUUUUUUCUACGCAUUUAUAAACAACAUCCAAAAGAAUUUCAAAAGACUGAAAGUGAAAUAUCAAUAAGAUUUUAUAUAUUUAUCUUUAUGCCUAAAAUUGAAGAAUGGUUUUUCGAUUAUGAAGAUUAUCUUCGAAUUUAUUAUCAUGAAGCCGAUCUUUUGUAUGCACUCACACGAGAUAUAGCAAUAUAUUUUAUGAUGAUAGGUAAAAACCUAUGUAAUGAAAAUGCACUUAAUGAUAUUCAGCAAGCGCUAAUUUAUUUUCAUUGGGCCAAUAAACUUCUUUGUCGUGGAAAUUCCAUUUCAUCUUAUAAAGAAAUUGAGCUUCAAACUUACUUAGAAACAAUGAUUAAUAAAAGUGAAAAAAUCAUUCAUUCAAUGGAAAAGGAAAAUUAUUUACAAGAUGAUUCCAAAAAUAAAUUAAUCGAAAAUAUGUUUAUUUAUUAUCCAACAGAAUCUAACGAUCAAGCAUUGAAAUUAGCGACCAUAGUCAAUGAAAUAAUAGAUAAAAAGCCAUUAUUAUUCAAUAAUUUAAAAGAUUUUCUUUUUAAUUUACAAUUAGAACAAUAUAAAAAUCAGCAUAAUUGUCUGAUAAUAUUGGUGUCAAAUAUUGAUAAUCAAAUAAAUAUUUUCGAAGAAUUAUCAUCAAUGCAAUCAAUUGAACAUUUUUAUGUUUUACAUUUAAGUGAAAAUAUAUUAAUUGAACAAAACAAUAAUCGAACGCUAUUGAAAACAUUUUCAAAAAUUCGAAAUAUUCAUUCAAAUAUGAAAACACUUGUACAAGGAUGGAUAAUGGAUCAUUCAACAGAUUGUGAACAAUUUGGAGACUAUUUUAAAGAAAAUGGUGAUUCAAAUCAGGCACAUUUGUAUUAUGAAAAAUCCAUAAAACUUAAUGAAUGUCUGUCUGUUUUCAGUAAAAAAUACUAA
Messenger RNA from Rotaria sp. Silwood1, 1236 nucleotides. NCBI's taxonomy places the organism in Eukaryota, Metazoa, Rotifera, Eurotatoria, Philodinida, Philodinidae. The record is from the annotation of a GenBank genome assembly.